This is a messenger RNA of Ceutorhynchus assimilis (cabbage seed weevil), 5172 nucleotides long. Lineage: Eukaryota; Metazoa; Arthropoda; Insecta; Coleoptera; Curculionidae. The record is from the annotation of a GenBank genome assembly.
GGUUUGCCCCUCGAUUACUCUUUAAAAAAAAAAAAAAAACAAUAAUUCCAAUGAAUAAAAACGAUAAAAACCCUUUAUUUAUUACAAGUAUUUACACAAAAAUUCAUUCAACAAAGGCUUGUCAUUAUGCAAACUAUUAUUCUCCAAAACACAUCCAAUAACUUUAUGAAUAUUUAUCAAACUACCCCCAAUAACAUUCGGGUACUUCCUCUCCUUAUUCUCACUAUAAUUAAACAACAAUCGCUUACUAAUAUAAUCCCUAUAAAAUGAAACAUGUCCCACUUCAACAUAACAAAGUAAAUUAUUUGAAAACAUUUGUAUGGAAAUUCUAAGGCUUUCAGCAUUUUCCAGCUUAUGCGCAGGCAAUAAUGCUAUUCUAAAAUGAAAACCUAAUUGUUUAUAAAAAUGACUAACUUCAUUUACAAUAUCUUCCAACAAUAAUGAAUCAUCUAUACUAGCCAUAAAUAUACUAAUUUCUGAGGACUGAUUUAAAUUAAACAAACUUAAAAAAUUAUCAUUAACUUGCUGAUAUUUUCUGCCAAUACAAAAAGCUUUAAGUGGAAACUUCUGCACAUAGUGUUUAGUAAAAUAAGCCAUAAAUGAAUACAAAGAACUGGCUCCAACUAAGUGCAACUUAUUCAAAUCAUCACUUUUGAUACAAUGAAUGUUUUCUAAAGUUAAACAAUUUUGAAUAUUGUUGCCACAGCCUUCAACAAUAAUGCUUUUAACAAAAUCUGAAUUAGAAAACUGAACAUAGUCAGCCAAAAUUAGUUCUUCAUUGAAGUAAUUUUGUAGGGAGUAUUCAAACAAUGCUGCUUGAGAUGUUAAAUAGCAACUCAUUGGAUUUAUAAGUUUUAUGUAAUCAUUGCCUAUUGCCAAGUGGCUUUCAGUUUUGGUGCCAUUUUUGUCCAAAUACUUAUAAACUUCUAUUUCGUCAUUUUCAGGAGUUUUUGGGUGUAGGUUAUUAGGCAAAUUUAAAACUUGUAAAGCAGCUGCUUCUUCAAUACCGUAACUCAUAUUGCGUACAUUUUUUAAAUCUUCUUUAACAAGUUUUAGGUGUAAUUUUAAUUUUUGGAUUUCUUUAAUUACAGAUUCAUUACUAUCUAGUUUAUUUAGUUGGGCAAGUGUUUGUCCAAUUUCAAUUCUGGUUUGUUCCAAUACAUUUUUUUUAUUGUCUAUGUCUUUGUAAAAAUUCCAACGCUCCUCAACUGUAUUUAAUUCAAUUGGUAAUUGUCUCAAUUGCAAGUUUUUAAGCAAAAUGUUUUUAUUUUUUAAUUGUUCAUCAAAAUCUAUUAUUGGAGUAAGUACUGCGAAAUGUUUAUGUGCUUUAUCACCUGUUAUAUAAAGAGCAGAUGAAAAUUGGCGAAUAAUAGAAAGCUUAACAGUUCUAAGUAGCAUUUUUCAGUUUUUUAGGUUGAUUUUCAGUUGAAGGUUGAGUUUCAAUUUUCCUUUUAGCAGGCUGUUUCCAGCUGCCUUGCCCAGCUGCUCGUUCAGAGUCUUCCACAGUAUAAGGCUCGUCCUGCAAAGCCUUGAGUCGUCUUUUGUGUACUUUAGUGCCGAAAUGCUCCUGCAAUGCUUGAUUGUUGAUGAAGUAUCUAGCACAGUGAAUACAGUAGAAUUGGGCGUUUCCAGGCUUGUCAAAAUCGACUUCUUGGUUUAAAAGUUUCGGGGCGUUUUUUUCUUGUAAAUCUUCAUCGAUCUGAGUGAAUUUGAUUAGGUUUUUGGGUGGAAAUUGUUUGGGAACUUACCUGAUCCAAAUCUUUCACUCGCCUUUUUGUUUUGUAUUUCUUGUUGAGGUUAGUGUCGCCGGCGCUGUACGAUUUCCUUUUAUAAACCAUCACAAUGUUUAUUAGAAUUUUUAGUUAAUGGGUUUUUAAAAAAAUACCUACUAAAAAAACCUAGAAAUUUUUGUCAACACGUUUUCCACGUGUGUGUCAAACAACAAAAAUGUCAAGGAAAUUACAAGGCAAUGUGGCAACGCAGUAAUCCGACUCCUGCAAUUCAAAAACAGUAUAAAUUAAUUUAAAUUAAAUAAUUAGUAAAUAAAUUAUAAGAAAACAAUAAAAAUAGCUAAAAAACUGUAAAACUUUAAUUAAAUAAUGUUCAUUUAAUUGAAAAAAUGCAAUAAUUUUGAAUUAUAUAAUUAUAUAAUUAUUGCCGAUAAAACAGUUUUCUUCUAGCAUAAAAACGCGACAGCUGAUUACAAUGUUGCCGAAUAGUCUAGAAUAGAUAACAUAACCUCAAAUCAUGUUUUCCUAAUCAGAAUCCAUUUUUAUUUGUUUGUCCAACAAAGCAAGUGCCAAGUGGUUGAUUUAAAAAGGUUCGUUGAAUAUUAUUAUACUUAAAUUUCAAGAAUGUCCUAAAUUAUAAAUACUGAAAAAUCCACAAACAAUCCAGUGUAUAAUGGAGCAGCAAAAUUCAGAAAAAUUUGACUUGAUAUUGUCCAAGAUAAGGGAAUUUACUGAUUUGUUGAAUAGUCAGUACGGCUUGGCUUUGUUGCAUUGUCCAGAAUCAGAUAGGGAAAGUUUUACUAGUACUUUACUGAGUCUAGAAAAAAGUGUUCAUCGGACACUGAAAUAUUUGGGUACAAGUUUGUCGACUAGAAAGUAUCAUUUCAGUUGUGGUGUAUGUAACGAAAACAUCCUAAUCCAACCUGGAAAAGAUAUAUGGACAUCCUUGCAAGAUCACGAACAUUUUGAAGAAAUGUACUCCAAACUAUUAAGUGACGAACUAGAAAUUGUGCCCGAAAAUGCGACCUCUAUGCCUAAUCAAUCCGAAAGUGAGAGCACCUCCAAUACAGACAGCGGCAUAGAGCACCAAGAAAACGAGCAAACAAAAAUCCAAAACUACCCUCCAACCACACCGGAAAACGCUAACGUUUUUCGCUUCAACUUCACUCUGCGGUAUAAUGAUGAAGUAGAAAACAAACUUUAUCCAUCAAACAUGAUGCAAUCUAUAAGAAAGUACGAUAAAGUUCAAGACUUUAGUAUAAUGCGUGCAGGAAACACUAGAGCUGUUUGUUUCUUGUGUCCGUGCGAAAUGAACAGCAAAAGAGUAACAAAAGUUUCACUAAUGAAUCACGCGAUGGGCCAAAGACACAUGAAUUCAGCCACAACUCCUACUGUAAUUGAAAACCUACGCUGUUUUCACGAUUUUUGGCUCAGGCAAGAACCACCAGUUCAAGCCCAUCAAGUCUAUUUUAGAUGCUUCGAAUGCAAAGUCUUCAGGUGUACUUUGUGCUAUGUAUUGGUAAAUUGCGAAGAUGUUCUGGUGCAUCUUAAGAAGAAUUCUCAUAAAAAUCGCGUGCUUGAUUUUUACCACCAGAGAAGUAACACUUUUUUUCUUGUUAACUUGCAAGUGCAAGUUUAUGGAGUGACAAAGGAGGAAAUUGAGGUGAGGGAAAGUGAGAUUAGGGCUAAUGAAGAAGAGCGGAUUAAAGAGAAACAGGCCAAGAAAAAUUUGGAUAGUGAAACUGUUGACGAAGCCAAAAAUAUGUCGAAAAACCCUACCCAAGAAUUAGUUCACAACAUAAUCAAAUCAGUAGAAAACUCGGGAAGCAGUGAUCCCCUUAAAUUACUACCAAAUCGUAUGAAGGAAGAGGCCAAGUGCCUGAAACGUGUUACAAAAAACAAGGUAACAGUUAUAGAAUGUCAAUUGUGCAAGUGCGACAUACCGGAUAACAAAGUGCUCCUGUUGAAAAAACACAUUGCAACUUCUCCUCUACACCAAAAAAAAAACUACAAAUAUUUUUGCGAAAUAUGCAGCUCGAGGGCGAACAGCGAGGAAUUAUGGAUGAGACACGAUUUCGGUGCAAACAGGCACGUCAAAAUGGCAGAGAGCCGAAAAAAUCGAGUUACGGAAUAUGAAUGUACAACUUGCCAAACUGUUAUAUUUGGAGACGAAUUGUCUCUCACGCGCCAUUUGUCUGUUGGUAAGGAUAGGAAAAAGGGCCUGCCAGAUCCAGUGAAAACAUUAUUCACUUCUAAACAGCAAAUUGAAGAGCAAGCAAUUGCUUUAGCUAAUGAAGCUGAAGGUGUUAUUAAUAAUUCUUUGACAAGAGAUUGUUGUGAGAAGCUGGAAACCGAUUUAAAACUUGCGUUUGAACAUUGCAAAGUUUAUCCUUUUGGGUCUAGGAUUUCUGGAAUAGGAAAUGAUAAAAGUGACUUGGAUGUUUUCGUGGACGUUGGUGGAGCGUAUUAUGGUAAAACUAAUCAAGAUCCUUUUGAACAAGUCAGAUUGAUCAGAGCAGCUGUAAAAGUUUUCAAGCAAACCGAGUACAAUCAUAUAGGGCAAGUUUUAACAGCUCGUACUCCUAUUUUGCGUUUGCAUCACAAAUCAACCAAUCUUGAUUGUGAUUUGUCUUUCAAGCACGGACUUAGUGUUGAGAAUACUAAGUUUUUAAGAUUUUGCAUACAAUUACAGCCAGUCAGUCAACAAUUGAUGCUUCUAGUGAAAAAAUGGACUACUAGUAUUUAUUUUGAAAAUGUUACCACAUAUUCGUCUGCUAUAUUGUGUAUAUUUUAUUUGCAAGUUAAUGGAUAUUUGUUGUCUGUGGAAAAACUGAGGGAAAUUAAUAAGGCAGAACAUCCAACUAUAGCAGGUUGGCGCACAAUUAAUUAUACCUUGCCCAUAGACGAAGUCAAAAAGCAUAUAAAACUAUACAACAAACCAAUUCUCGAGCUACUCAUAGAUUUCUUCAAAUAUUAUUCAAAAUUUGAUUUUAACAGUUUUGUAAUUUGUCCAUUGCUGGCCCAAUUGGUUAAGCGUUCAGUAUUUUCCGAAGGCAGUCCCCAAGACUUGCCUAAAGAAAUGGAUGCUUACGUAACUCAGCUGGCUUACGAAGAUGCCGAAAUCUUCAGAUCCAAUUCGUACAUGUGCAUUCAAGAUCCUUUCGAUCUGAGUCAUAAUUUGACAAAGGCCGCUCAACAGGGUACUAUUAUUAAAUUCCAGAAGAUGUGCAAACAUACUUUGGAACAUUUGAAAAAUUUGCAGUGAAUUUUUGUCUUUUUAAUGUGUUUUUUUUUUUUAAUAUUUUGCAUAAAUAAUAACUUCUAUAUUGAGGUUUGAAGAUUGUUUUACAGUUAGAUAAUAGACAACAAUAUAAUUAUAUUAUUAUGUAUUCUCUGUACUUAUGUUUGAAAUAAAUAUUUUUUUUUACUACUAACCUGAGAA